Racocetra persica is the source of this 136-nucleotide messenger RNA. The record is from the annotation of a GenBank genome assembly. Lineage: Eukaryota; Fungi; Glomeromycota; Glomeromycetes; Diversisporales; Gigasporaceae.
ACAAAUCAUAUCCGAAUAAGCUAUUAUUACAGACAGAACCUAUAGAAUACAAUGAGACUCCUGGCGAAUCAUGUCCAGAUGAGUCAUUAUCACAGACAGAACCUGUAGAAUGCAAUGGGACUCCUGCAAAUACCAA